CCUCGAUGGACAUACAUAAGAUUGCAGAAUACGAAAGAAUUGCUGAGCAGAAGAUAAUCCAAUUGACUAAAGAAGCUUAUAAAAGAAGCGCCAAGGUUCAGAAAGAAGAGUUUAUCAAUGAAAUUGAAAAAUUGGAUCAAAAUUAUGAGAAAUUCCGAGAAAUCAAGAGAUCAAGGCUGCCUGAUGGGAAUAAAAAAUAAACACCACAAGCGUAAUACAGAGACCAUAAACUACAUCAUGGAUAAAUAAAUUCUUCAUGAUGAAGGACCUGAAGGAAAGGAAAGAAAUGGAUUUCAACAUCAAUUUCCCCCAGAACAAAAGAGUUAUGUUUGAAGAAGAUCAAGACAAGUACAAGAUUGAAGAAGUUGAUGAGGAAGAAGUUCAAAAGCAAAAAGAAAUUGAGUGGAAGAACAGGUACCAACAUGAUAUACGCACAGACAAUGGGAUUCUCCCUCGAGAGGUCCGAAGGGAUAAAAUCCUCAACUUGCUCAAGACUAAUUACGGGAUUGAUGAUGUCAAGAAUACAAAGGCUAUCAAUGAGAUCAAGAAGAACAAGAAUUAAGAACCAAGCUGGUCUUCCUCCAAUCCCUGAGAAGAAUAAAAGGAAGGUGAAAUCACAUGUCAAUCACGGAAUUUUCUUCAAUGGUGUCCAACUGCUCAAGCCCAAAAUUGCUGCAUCGGAGAAGGAAGCUAUUAUGAGCAAGCAAAGGUUUAAUGAUGCUAAGAGGAAAGCUUGGAGUCAAAAUGACACUGAUCAUAAUUUCAUCACUGAAGAGAAUAUUCAGUUGCUUAGGCACAAGAGUGGUAAGCUAAGCAAGCCUAUCAAACCUGUAAAAUACGGUGGGAAGGACUACAACAAGCCACUUGGACAUAAAGAAUUGAUGAAGUUUCGUGAUCAGAUCCGAGAGCACCAUCAUAUAGACAUCCAAGACGUGAUCACUAAGGAUCUCAAGCUAAAAUAAAGCUUUAAUUGACUUGGAAAAUGUGCAAAAAGAAGAGGAGAAUAUUAAUCAUCGAUACAUCACACCUGAGAAAGGCCACUUCAGAACUUUGACCCCAAUCAACAUAAUAGAUGGCCUUGAUAGAGAAAAAGAGGAUCAAAAGAAGUUAAAAAAGCGUCAGAAUCUGUCACCAAUAAAGAUCAACAAAGACCAGAAGCCUAAACGAAUGUUCCUUCAAAAUGAUGAAGCUGCAGAGCUUGAUCCUUCUAGACUUGAGCUUGAGUAUAAGCUUGGCAUUCGAGAAAGAGAUACAAUGCUUGAUGAAGACACUACUGAGUCUCCCUUCAUUAACAAAGAGUAUGGCUACUUGUGUAAUAUUAGGGACCAAGUAUCUGAUGACCAAGUCAAACAGAUCAUACAGAGAUCAUAUCAGAAAUAGGUCAUAUCACCCAAAAUGCGCUUCAAUUAGCUAUGCCAAGCCAGAAUUCUUAGAAAACCAUUCAGUAGAAACUUCUCCUUGAGGAGCCAAAAUGAAGUCUCUCACUCGACUUGAUUACAGAGGAAUCAGCUCACUUGAAGCUCUACAUGAAUAUAAGAAAUCACUCAAUCCUGGAUAUGAAUUCAUGACCAACGACCAGAAAUAGGUCAAAAGAGGUAGAAUCGAACUUAACCUGGAGCGCUGAACGAGUUAGUUGCGACCAAAUGCCUGAAUUGUACCACACAGAGUCACUCUUAAGUCUAUCAAACGUUGAGCGAAACCCCACAGCUUUGUACAGUAAAUCAGGCCUGAUAGUAAAUAUCUAUCACAAGGAACUUCCAAAGAAAGACUCUAAAGAUAAGAAGAAAAUUGUUAUAUUUGAUGAAGAGAAUACUAAGCCUGAAAUUAUUCGUAAAAACAGGCUCGACUAUGCUCCAAAGGCUAAGACAGUUACUAAAUACGAAAAGGCCAAAAGUAAUUUCAUCAAGAAGCAUCCAAAUUACAAGCCUGUGGCUACUCGAAAUGUUGAAUUCAAGAAAGACAUCAAGAAUAUCAAGAAAUUUCAGUCUGAUGAGUACAAGAGGUUGGGCAUAAGAGGCAUUUUUGGAGAAGAAGACAAAUUAGAUGAUAUUGAAAGAGCAAUUCUAGAAAAGAAUAGACUCAUCAUUAUCAAGAAGAAAAAGAACGAUAAAGAAGCAAAAAUUGAUACAAAAAUAAAAAAUUUCACCAAUUCCCAGCUAAAAGGACUCAUCAAGCAAGACCGGAAGCUCUUGAGUAAGAAAAAACGAGUAUGGCGAGGUAUGAAGGGUAACUUUGACAAAGAGCAACUCAAGGGUUACUUCAAGAAAAUUGAUGCUGCUCAUGUUUUUAACCAAAGGAAGAAAUUCAAGAGUAAGAAGCUCUUUGGUUAAUCCAAUCUGAGGCAAAUAUCUA
Molecule: messenger RNA, 2352 nt
Organism: Moneuplotes crassus
Lineage: Eukaryota; Ciliophora; Spirotrichea; Euplotida; Euplotidae
Source: the annotation of a GenBank genome assembly